This is a messenger RNA of Phialemonium atrogriseum, 816 nucleotides long. RefSeq names its product NuA4 histone H4 acetyltransferase complex and the SWR1 complex subunit. Lineage: Eukaryota; Fungi; Ascomycota; Sordariomycetes; Cephalothecales; Cephalothecaceae. The record is from RefSeq and is a predicted model, not a curated record. Bases 1 to 816 code for a protein of 271 amino acids. Gene Ontology annotation, biological process: regulation of DNA-templated transcription. The transcript has 2 exons.
AUGGCGCCCCCGAGCGGCGCCGGCAAGCGCGUCAAGGGCGUCCAGAUAUUCCGACCCUUCAUCUACGGAACCACUGCGGUACCUUUCGAUGAGAAGACUAACCCGAAGCCCGCGGGCGUACCAGACGACCACACCCACUCGUGGACUGUCUUUGUGAAGGGCAUCGAUGAUACGGAUAUCACCUAUUGGUUGCGUAGAGUGCAGUUUAAACUCCACGAGUCCAUACCCAAUCAUGUCCGAAUGAUCGAAGGCGAGCCCGGCAAACCCUUUUCCGUCCAAGAGACCGGCUGGGGCGAGUUCGAGAUAACCCUCAAGCUGUACUAUGUCUCCGAGUCCGGCGAGAAGCCCCAGACCCUGUACCACCACCUACGCCUACACCCGUACGGCCGCACCGAGGAGGAGAAGGAGACCAUGCGCCUCAACAGCAGCGAGGUGAUCAGCUGGACCUACGAGGAGCAGCUCUUCAACGAGCCCUUCGAAGCCUUCUACGAGAUCCUCACCUCGGGCGCCAUGCCCCCGCACUCCUCCACCACCUCCACCUCCGGCCGCGGCGGCAAGGGCAAGGGCAAGGACAAGGACAAGGACAAGGCCGCCCAGCCGCGGCGGACCGAGGGCGGCGUCCUCGAGCGCAGCGCCAUGAUCCCCCUGACCAACCGGCCCGGGCAGCCCUUCAGCCGCGAGACGGAGCAGGUCGAGAUCAAGAAGCUGCGCGACGCCCAGGCCAGGGUCGAGAACAUGACCCGCGAGCUGGCCGAGGAGGUGAGCCGGAAGGAGGAGAGGCUCCGCGCGCUCAAGAACGAGGCCGCUGCGGCUUAG